AUGUGAUCCCAGUAACCACUACGUAAACACAACUCAUCUUAUCCACCGCAAAGAACAAAAAAAAAUAUAGAAAAAAAAAACACCGGCGAUGGGUGCAACCACCGUGAACGGCGGCGAUACAGAAUCGACAUCACUGUUAACUCCUUCUUCAAACCCUAAAAUUCCAAAGGAUUCUUUCCACAUAGCUUACAUAAUCUACUUUACUCUCGGCGCCGGUUAUCUUCUCCCAUGGAACGCAUUCAUCACCGCCGUCGAUUACUUCACUUACCUUUAUCCGGAUGUUAUGGUAGAUCGUAUUUUCGCCAUUGUUUACAUGAUCGUCGGAUUGAUUUGCUUGCUCUUCAUUGUCGCUUUUGCUAAUAAGACUAGUGCUUUUGUGAGGAUUAAUGUUGGACUGUUUUUAUUUGUGGUUGCUCUUGUUACGGUGCCGUUGAUGGAUGUGUUUUAUGUGAAUGGAAGAGUUGGAAUGUAUGGUGGUUUUGGUGUUACUGUUGGUUUGGUUGGAAUUUGUGGGAUUGCUGAUGCGCUGGUUCAGGGUGGAGUUAUUGGAGCUGCCGGAGAGUUGCCGGAUCGGUAUAUGCAGGCUACCGUCGCUGGAACUGCUGCGUCCGGUGUCCUUGUUUCGUUGCUAAGAAUUUUAACCAAAGCUGUAUAUCCACAAGAUGCUCAAGGGCUGAGAAAGAGUGCAAACCUUUAUUUCAUAUUCAGCAUUGUGGUGAUGAUUUUGUGCGUAGUCUUUUACAAUGUGGCACAUAGGCUUCCAGUAAUUAAGUACUACAAUGAUCUUAAAACUCAGGCAGUGAAUGAGGAGAAAGAGGAUAAGGGUGACUUAACUCCGGAAUUAUGGAGAUCAACUUUGGACAUUGUUGGGACAGUGAAAUGGUAUGGGUUUGGUAUCCUCAGCAUUUAUGUUGUCACUUUGUCUAUAUUUCCAGGAUAUAUCACAGAAGACGUGCAUUCUCAACUUCUGACAGAUUGGUAUCCGAUCUUGUUGAUUACUGGCUACAAUGUGUUUGAUCUGGUCGGGAAGUCUCUGACUCCUCUAUUAUUUCUUGAUAAUGCCAAGGUUGCUAUUAGUGCCUGCUUUGCAAGGCUGUUGUUUUUGCCUCUAUUCUAUGGUUGCUUACAUGGGCCUAAAUUCUUUAGGACGGAGCUUCCUGUUACAAUACUAACCUGUCUACUGGGAUUAACUAACGGCUACCUGACUAGUUUGUUAAUGAUGUUGGGUCCAAAAACUGUCCAACUGCAACACGCAGAGAUAGCUGGGACCUUACUCGUUUUGUUCUUGGUGAUGGGUCUGGCAAUUGGUUCCGUUGUAUCAUGGUUCUGGAUUAUAUAAUUUCUCUGCAGCUUGUAAGAUAUCAGUUCCCCUCAACCAAUUCCCACUGGAAAACUCUGAAAACUUCUUUAUUCAUGCCAUUUCAAAUGUUUAUCCCCAGACAUGUUGGAAGUUGUAAACCGUUGAAUUGAAUGGUUAAAUGUAUAUUGUUGUGAA
Solanum dulcamara is the source of this 1495-nucleotide messenger RNA. Its product is annotated as equilibrative nucleotide transporter 1. NCBI's taxonomy places the organism in Eukaryota, Viridiplantae, Streptophyta, Magnoliopsida, Solanales, Solanaceae. Gene Ontology annotation, biological process: nucleoside transmembrane transport. The transcript is spliced from 2 exons. Gene Ontology annotation, cellular component: plasma membrane. The coding region runs from base 89 to 1339 and encodes 416 amino acids. Gene Ontology annotation, molecular function: nucleoside transmembrane transporter activity. The record is from RefSeq and is a predicted model, not a curated record.